AUGGCGAGACUGUUGGACAAUUACAUUUACGGGUUUUCGCACUUCCGCAUGUUGCUUAACCGCCGUGGGCCCUUUGUCCAGCGGGCUGCGAGUGCCGUCGACGUCAGCUACUUCCCACCCAAUACCCUGCUCACCGUCGUGGACCCGAACCCGGACUUUGAGCAGGGCAUCAAAGACGAAAUCGAGAGGAACCCUGGGAUCGAGUUGCAGUGUUACGUCAUUGUGCCUGGAGAAGACAUGCGUCCGAUUGCUGACGACUCCAUGGACGCAGUGGUGACGACGAUGGCGCUGAGUCGCGCAGAAAACACCCACAACAUGCUGGCUGAAAUCCACCGGGUGCUGGCCCCCGGGGGCAAGUACUACUUUUGGGAACCCGUGGAAUUCGAGCACGACGAGCCUCUGUCGCCGGUGUCGCCGCACUUCAAGGCGCCCACGUCGCCGAAACCCAUGCUGUCGCCCAAGUCCCCGGGUGCCGACACCACCGGCACCAGUCCCAAGAACCCCUUCAUUUUCCAGCGACAGACUUCCACUGAAGUGGUGACCCACGCCCGGACGGAGGUGCGGGAACCGCAAGACGACCACGGCACCCUGUCCAACCUCAAGGUGCUGGUGAACGUGGCCCUUCGGCGCCCGCGUCGCAACUCCUCCACGGUGGGCGAGCACCGGUCGGACGAGAGCAUCGUGGAGCAAAAGAUCCGCUCCAUGGGGUUCAGCCACGUGUCCUGCGAAAACUUUCUGCUCGACGACCCCAGCGACGAGGACCUGAACAAAAAGACGUGGAUGGAGCGCCGGAUGUCGCUGAGCGUGCCGAAACAUUGGCACUUGAAGGGCAUUGCCGAAAAGGGCGCAGCGGGUUCUGCUGCUGCUCCAGCAGCAGUGCGUCAUGAUGAGCAACCCGUGUCUGCUGAUGUUGCUGCUGCUGAACCCGAAGCCUAAAAAAAAAAAAAAAAAAGAAACUGAUGAGGAAUUUAUUUUAAUUUUCUUCCUUUCUCAUUGUCUCGAGUCUUCUUUCAGCACCAAGAUUUUCAUUUUUCUUUUAUGGAACGAGAAAAAAAGAACGUCGCAAAAUAUUUAUUUUUCCUGUCCGAAAAAAAAAAGAAAAAUUAAAUGCGAUUUUUUGGGUGUGGCUUAUUGUCGUGCUGAGGUUUUCGAAAAUUCCUGCACAUUUUUUUGAAUCUCAGAAUUCCUUCCAGUUUUCUGGCCUCACAUAUUUUCUACAUUUUUGGGCGACAAUAAUGGGGGGAACAAAUCAUUGGAAGAUUGAUGGGAACAAUUCCAGAAUUCAAUUGCGAUUGAAAGCAGAGAUUCAAACGUUUUAUAUUCGGUGCUUCGCGAAAAAUGUUCUUCUCAAUUUUCUGUCAACUAAAAAUCAUUUUUUUUUCGUGUCGAGGCACUUGGAUAUAUUUUGUCAUAGGAAUUUAAUUCUGAUGUGUAUAUCCAAAUAUUUCUUUAAAUUUCGAAGCGGAUUUAUUAAGUUUUUUUCUGGUGAAAAAGGGUUUCAGAUAUACUUUCUUGCAACGCUGAAUUUCCAACUUCCAAAAUGGAGUGCAGUACAGUAUAUUUAAGAAAAGUGAGACCCUUGAAAUUAUUUUGCGAAAAAAAUUAUUGCAUUAUGCUGAAAAUUUAAAAUUUUGGGGAAAUCGGAAUUUAAUCAUUCUCAAGAAAAAAGAAACCAAAAAUUUUCAGAAAUCAAAUCAUAAAUAAAAACAGUCAUGGCUGAGAAAUUUCGUGAGAGCUUUUGUUUCUGAGCAAUAAAAUAUGAAAUCAAACAGGGAUUAUUUGAACUCAUGUACUUUUUUAAAACAAGUUUUACUUUGAUUUGGGAUAUACUUAUGAUUUUUUAAAUAAAAAAAAAUGAAUUUGAAUCAAUUUCAACUUUUGGAGCACAAGUAGAUAGCAUUUUGUGUUGGGCAAUCAUGCCAUCUUUGAUGUACUUUCUUAGUAUUUCCUUGAGUUUCAUCCUCUAACUUAAAAACAAAUGGUAAAACCUAAUGAAGGGUAAUUAUUUUGUGUUGAGUUAGUCAAGAGAAGAAUAUAUAUAUUCCAGUUUAAUCUAAUAGUUGAAGCAAGAGUUAACUAAGUAGUUACAAUAUU
Messenger RNA from Notodromas monacha, 2094 nucleotides. Lineage: Eukaryota; Metazoa; Arthropoda; Ostracoda; Podocopida; Cyprididae. The record is from the annotation of a GenBank genome assembly.